Messenger RNA from Paramecium sonneborni, 2309 nucleotides. Lineage: Eukaryota; Ciliophora; Oligohymenophorea; Peniculida; Parameciidae. The record is from the annotation of a GenBank genome assembly.
AUGAAAAGAAGAUAAAUAUAAGCUGGAAGUCCAUUCGAUGAAGCAUAAAGUAUAUUGGGAGAUCCAUUAUGGUUAGUUAAUUACGCAAUUUAAGUACCAAACCAACCUUUCCAGGAGCCAGUUCAGUCUAAUUCAUAAAUAAAUGUACCUACCAAUCCCAAAGUUAAGGAAUUAGCACCAAUUUAAGAAAUUGAUUUUAGAGAAGCAUUACUUCAAGUAAUAAUCUUAUACUUUCAACAAGGAAAUUGAUAGUAUGUAAAAACAGGAAACAUAAAGUACUCCUUAAGUUUAAUAAUAAAUAUUUCAAUCAUAAGAAAAAAUUACUCCUCAACAGACCUAGACUACUAUUUAAUAAACUUAAUAAACUUAAUCUAAUUAAUAAUUGAGUCGAGCAUAAUAAUUAAUUUAAUAGUCAUAAUAAUUGAUACAAAGAAGAAGAUAACCAAAAUAAUAAGAAUAGCAGCAUUAGAUGUAAAAAACUAAUUUAUAAAAAGCGAUACUAAUUAGAAUUAGUAAUAAUUUAAUACAUCUCCUAAUUAUUAACAACCUAAUUCUAAUUAAUCAGUAAAAAUUGAGGAGAAUAUUCAAAGACCGUAAAUUUAAACUAUAGAACAAUAGGAAUUAUAAUAACCAAAGUAAUAGUAAUCUCAAUAAUAACAAUAAUAGCAACAAUUAUAAGAAUAAAGUUAAUUCUCAUAAAAAUAAAAUCAAGAUUUAAACUUUUAGCAAAUGGUUGAAGUACCAAAUGAUUAAUAAUUAAAAAAGUCAAUUGAUCCUCCAAAUACUUAAUUAAAUGAUAAUUAAAAUGAACAAAUAUAAUAAAAUUAAGUCUAAAAAACCCGAUAAUAGAUUCCUGUUCCAAAAAACAAAGAAACUGAAUAAAAGCAAAAUACUUAAAUUAUAGAGAAUGUUUUUAAAGAAUAAUAACCCUAAUUAUAAUAAUAGAAGAUGAUUAUUAAUUAGAAUAAUUAAAACCAAUCAUCAGUUAUAACUGCCUAAACAUUUUAUCAUGGGCUAGUAAGCUAUGAUAUAUGUAAUUAUGAAUAAUAAUAAAUUAGAAUCAAAUUAAAUCACUAAAUUACGAUUUGGUUCUAUUGCAUCUUAAUAUCCAGGUCCAUACUUUAAGAAUAGAAAUCCAGAUAAUUUAAGAUAAUUGCGAUAUUUUUGGUCUUCAUAUAAUCCUAAUAAUGCAUUAUUAUAAUUAGCUAUAGAUCAUCUUGAAAGACCAUUAGAAAAGAAUAGCGCUUUAUAAAUUAUUGAAUCUAAAUUACUUAAUAAUUAAAGUGGAUUAGCUUUUGUUGAAGUAAAUAUAUUUAUUAUGAGAUUAGGCAUAUGAAAGAAUACAUAAUUAAAAUGAUUGGGAAACUAAACUUUUAGUAAGUAUAUUAGAAGGAGAAUUAAUUAAUACAAAAUAAUAAUAGAGUUUAAUUGAAUAUAUAAAAAAGAGAUCAUAUCAUGAUGAUUAAGAGGCUUGGUUGAUUCGAUUAGCAGUUUUGCUUAAGAUGGUUCCAAUAGAUUAAGACUAUUAUUCUGAAUUACUUAUAUAAUUAUAGCAUUUAUAUUCAAAUGAAUAGAUUUAAGCUAGAUUAUUGUGGAUAUUAUUAAAGAUGGAGAUUCAAAAUACUUAAUUAGAUGUAUUUUUGUUAAGUUUUUUUACCAAAUUAAAUUAUAGUUUAUGUCAUUCAGAAAUUUAAUUAUUAUUAGGAGAUUCUCAUAUGUGUUUUCAUAAUUAAUAGAAUGCAGAAUUAUAUUAUAAAUUAAGUUUGCUUUUUUUAGAAUCAGAAAAUUAUGAUAAAGCAUUAGAAUGUGUCAAAUUCUCAAUUGAUUUGGGUUAUCAUUCAAAGGCAAGAGAUUUGAGAGAAAGAAUUCUAUAUGUUAUAGAAUUAAAAGAGAAAAAUAAAUCAAAUACUAAUAACAAUUCAAAUGGUGGUCUUUUAGGUUAUUUUGGGUAGGCUGUAAAUGCUGUAAAAAACAUAUAAAAAUAACCAUAAUCAUAAUAAUAAUAAAGUUAUUAACCAUAACCUUAGAACUUUUAUUAUGAUAAAUAACUAAAAGCAUAUGUGAUAAAUGGUGUUCCAUAAAUAGCUCCUCCUGAAGAGGAAUAAAAGAAAGAAGUGAUAGUGACAGCACCUCCUCCACCUAGAAGAAAGAUUGAUCCACCUAAACCAAUAGUACAGGAUGAAUAAUUGACUUAAUCAACAUAAGAAAUAACUGAAGAUCCUUUUGCAACUUAAUCAUUAACUAAUUAGUCAGAGCAUAAUAAGAAAAAGAAUAAUUUAUUGAGGAAUAGAUAUGUUUAAUGAGUAUAA